UGUACAACAAAAGCAGCAGAGGUCCCAUAGGUGAAGACUGACCACCUCCAGAGAACCCAGACAUAGGCAAACCCGAGCAGCCGCCAACAUGAGUCGCAGCCCUGAGAGGAUUUCGUCCUACCGACGCCGCUUUGAGGACAUCAGCAGCUCAUCCUCCUACCAGGUUAGGGUGUCCAGCCCAACCCCAACCCUGAGAGUUAACCGCCACCAGUCAGCCAACUACUCGCGCAAUGCCGGAGCCAGCAGAACGCAGGCCCAGACCAUAGGUAGAAGGACCGUCUCCACCUCACGCAACGCCCACAUGGCUGGCGGGAAUGUGGGAACCAUGGCAUGUGUGGGCUAUGGCAAUGGGGCCCCGGUGGACCUGGACGCAUCUGCUGCCGAGAACAAAGAAUUCCUCAGCACGCGCAGUGGUGAGCGGCAGGAAAUGGUCGUAUUGAACGACAGACUUGCUGUUUACAUUGAGAAGGUUCGGUCCCUGGAGCAGCAGAACAAGCUGUUGGAGAUGGAGAUUGACGGCAUCCAGAACCGGUUCGUGAAGCCGUCGGGCCUGCGCAAACUCUAUGAGGAUCAGCUGAGAGAUCUGAAGAGGAUUGCAGAUCAGAUGAGAAGGCAGCGGGACCAAGCCUUAGCCGGUAAAGAGGCUAUGGCCGGUCAACUGGAGAUAACCAAAGUCAAAUACGAGGAGGCAGUUGAGCUGAGGAGGCGUGCCGAGAUGGAGAUAGAAGCAUUCCGUCCGGAUGUGGACAGAGCCACCUCUCAGCGCAUCGCCCUGGAGAAACAGCUCGAGCAGUUGGAAGUGGAGUUAGAAUUCCUUCAGAGGGUGCACAAAGCGGAAAUUGAAGAGCUACUGAAAAUGAUAUAUGCUGCCCAUUCCUCAGCCCAGAGCGCUUAUGACCUCCCCGACCUCUCAGGCGCACUCAAACAAAUCCAAGCUCAGUAUGACGAAAUUGCGGCAAAUAAUCUACAGGAAAUGGAUUCCUGGUAUAAAAGUAAAUUUGAAGACCUGAACAACAAAACGACAAAACAUGUGGAUAUGGUUCGAAGUGUCAGGGAAGAAGUUGCUGGCGCCAAGAAGGAUAUCCUAAACAAAGAGCGUGGCCUGGAAGCUCUGAAGACCAAGAAUGAGGCUCUGGAGGCACAAAUUCGUGAAGCACAGGAAAAGUACAAGAAAGAGCUGGACGACCUUCAGGCAAGAAUUGAGGCCCUGAAGGAAGAGCUGAAAUCCACCAAGUCGAAAAUCGCUCUGCACCUGCGUGAAUACCAGGACCUUCUGAACAUGAAGAUGGCUCUGGAGAUUGAGAUCACAACUUACAGGAAGCUGAUUGAGGGCGAGGACAUGCGACUCACAACCAUGGUUGGGACCAUGUCCAUAAUGAGUAGCAGCUCGAGCUCCAUGAGCGCUGGGAUGAGUGUGGGCAUGGCUAGAGGCAUCGGACCUGGAGGCAGUGGUGGAGGAAUGGGUGGAGCUGGAGGGAUGGGUGCAGGAGGGGUGGGUGCAGGAGGCAUAGGAGCUGGAGGCAUGGGUGCCGGAAGCAAUGGCCCUGGAGGCAGGGGUGGAGCUGGAAUCAUGGGUGGUGGAGGAAUGGGAGCUGGAGGAAUUGGAGCCAAAGGCGUGGGUGCUGGAGGCCUAGGAGCUGGAAGCACAGGUGCUGGAGGAAUGGGUGGAGGCAUGGAUGGUGGAGGAAUUGGUGCUAUAGGCAAUGGUGCUAUAGACAUGGGUGCUGGAGCCAUGGGUCCUGGAGGCAAUGUUGGAGGCAUGGGCGGAGGCAUGGGAAAAGGUGCAGGUGAAUAUGGGUACGGCGCCUCCAUGGACUACUCCCACGAGGAGCAGGCGGUGGAGAUGACUGAGAGGAGGACGGUGCUCAUCAGAACAGUUAAAUCAGAGAAUGAGACACUGGAAAGCGACACAACGGAGCAAACCUACAUAAUCUCUGGCGCUGCCGAUGACUCGGACGAGGAAUAGGCAUGAAUGACCAUGUGACCUCCUCUCACCCCUUAACCCCUCACGCCCCUGGAGCUUUGCACUGACGGCUCAUGUCUGGUCUCUGACCUUUGACCAAGACAUGAGACCAUGAAUGACCCUGCCACCUAGUCAAGUAGUACCCUUUUUGCUCUAGUGAUGUGCCUUUGAACCACAUAUUCAGAACCUCUGUGUGCAUUACACAGCUACUCAACAAGCAGCAAAUAAAGCUCUCAGCAAUCAA
This is a messenger RNA of Salmo salar (Atlantic salmon), 2207 nucleotides long. RefSeq names its product desmin. Gene Ontology annotation, biological process: intermediate filament organization. Gene Ontology annotation, molecular function: structural constituent of cytoskeleton. The record is from RefSeq and is a predicted model, not a curated record. NCBI's taxonomy places the organism in Eukaryota, Metazoa, Chordata, Actinopteri, Salmoniformes, Salmonidae. Gene Ontology annotation, cellular component: intermediate filament; cytoplasm.